Messenger RNA from Salvelinus sp. IW2-2015, 2876 nucleotides. The record is from RefSeq and is a predicted model, not a curated record. NCBI's taxonomy places the organism in Eukaryota, Metazoa, Chordata, Actinopteri, Salmoniformes, Salmonidae.
AGAAGACUGUGUUGGAUUCUCCUCACUAUGAACACUGAGGAUCUGUAGGAGUGAUUCCAGAAGACUGUGUUGGAUUCUCCUCACUAUGAACACUGAGGAUCUGUAGGAGUGAUUCCAGAAGACUGUGUUGGAUUCCUCCUCACUAUGAACACUGAGGAUCUGUAGGAGUGAUUCCAGAAGACUGUGUUGGAUCCUCCUCACUAUGAACACUGAGGAUCUGAACUGCCACUAGCUCUGAUCAGACAGGAUGAAUGACAGACAGAGACAGAGAGGAGGGGUGCACACGGUGGAGGCAGAUGUCAUCUUCCACCACCCCAUCUGCUCGGACCUAGAGGACGGGGGUGUCUGUUCGCUCCCAAGGAAGCAGGAGGAGAACACUAAUGUUCCAGACCUGGGAUUCAUACUGGGCGACCAGGGACUCUGUCGACAGAGCACACCAGUUACAAAGGAGUACUUGUUGGAUGGUGGUACGGUGAUUGGGCAUCAUCACUUUGACAGUCCACAGGGUGAUGGMUCACACAUCUCAAAUACAGAUCAGUUUCACAUUACUGAUCCUUCUCAUCAAGCACAUACAUCUCACAUACCCAAGCUUGAUGCUGGUAAAGACCAGAACUGUACUCAUGGCAGAAACGGUAUCAGUGAGGAUAUGAAUGGAGCGAGGGAAAAAGUGCCCUGCAGUGUGGGUCCCUCUCUAUGCUUCAAGGGAGAGGCCAGAGAGGAAGCGGAAGGGUCUCUGUCCCUCUGUAGAGAGAGCAUAGUGAGGAGUCAGUGUCACAUCACAAACGUCACUGACUCCCGGGAGCAGGGGACCGCUGCGCCUGACACUCAUUGUAUCACCACGGGCAACCAGCCAACCAUACAAGAGCUGGGGUGCUUGUUCAGCCACAGCUCUCCCACAGAAUAUGACACAUUGUAUGGACAGUCAGGGCUUGAGUCGAACCAAGGACACAGGGGCAGUAGUGGCAAUGGUGGCGUCAGUAACACAACGCCUAAAGAGGAGACAGAUUUAGUGAUUGAAGUCGGUGGCCAGAAAAUCAGUGUUCACAAGUCUGUUCUGGCAGGGAAGAGUGACUAUUUCAAGGCUCGUCAGUCAAGAGACAUCCUAAAAGUGAAAGGGCUGAACUACAAGACCCUGACCAUCCUGAUAGACUAUAUCUACACCUCUCAGAUGAAUGUGCACAAGGACAAUGUGGUAGAGGUGAUUACAGGAGCUAAGAUCUUACAGAUCCCAUGUGCUGUCCAGGCUGCUAUGGAUACUAUGUCAGAGCAGGUCACAGCAGAGAACUGUUAUGAGAUUCUAACUAUCGCCAAGAAGCAACGACUCAACGAACUGAAAGAGACGGCCUAUCGCUUCAUGAGUGACAACUUCCUCCAGAUCCUGCAGGACCCAGCAGUGUACGGGCGUCUGACGGGGUCGGAGAGGGAUCUGGUCCUGAAGAAGAGAAUGGAGGGGAAGAGGUCCCUGAUGGUUGCUGAGAUCAACGAUGUGUUUGACCGUGUCGGGAGCCGACCUCAGAGUCGGUGUAACAGUCGACCACAGAGCCCUCUGUCCGUGGCAUCCUUCGAGGAGAACCACAUGAUUUACUACUUCAACGAGGCAGCCAAUGACUGGAGACCUCUGACUCUGAUGCCGGAGGACAUUAACACUAAGGGCUGUGGGAUCUGCACCUUGUACAACUACCUGUUUGUGGCCGGUGGGAUAAAGGGAUAUGGGGAUAAGGGCAAGGUCUCAGACAAGGUGUUCUGUUACAACCCCAUCAUUAACCGCUGGAGCGAGGUUCGACCACUCAACCAGGCGCGGUCGCAGCUCAAGCUAGUGUCUAUGGAGGGUAACUUGUACGCCAUAGGAGGGGAGUGUUUGUUCACAGUAGAAAAAUACGAUCCUCGGACUGAUAGAUGGACCACAGUGGCUCCCUUACCCAAAGGGGCGUUCGCUGUGGCCCAUGAAGCCACCACCUGUAAUGGAGAGCUCUACGUCUCAGGAGGGUCUCUGUUCUACCGUCUCCUAAAAUACGACGCCAAGAGGGACGAGUGGCAGGAGUGCCCCUACAACAACAGCAGGAAAAAGUCAACCGACAUGGUGGCUCUGAAAAGCUUCAUCUACAGGUUUGACGUCAACCGUGACCAGGGGGUCACUGUGUUCAAGUACGACACCAUAGUGAAAAUGUGGCAUGACUGCGCGUCGCAGCGGCAGGGCAGCCCUAUGCCGUUCAGGUGUGCAGUCAUCGGAAACUGCAUCUAUUGUGUGAACAAGACUCAGACUCUGCAGUUUGUGGUGGAGGAGGAUGGCUCUUACUUUGUAGAGGAACCACUCAAGCCACCACUGGAAGCUAAGGGCAUACUGUUCCCUUUCAUCCUCAGUCUACAUGAGAAGACUGACGGAUUAAUGUGAUGUGACCAUGGAUCACUGAUGGUACGUUACAGAUGCCCAUCAAUCUAAUAUAGUGGGCCUUAAAAUAAGAUGAACAUUUUUCACCUUUAUUUUYCCCUGUCCAGUGUACCUGCUCGUAAUGGAAUGUGUUUCUUUGCAUGGUGAGUUAACAGGACAAGCCUUAACAAGGACUACUUUUACAUGUUGAAUGAGUGCAACCAGAAAUGCAUCUGACUCUACAUAAUGAGAUAAUGACACACAUAGUUGUUUUUGUUUGUUGUUGCAUUUCCCUGUGUUCAGUUUUGUAUUGUGUACUUUUGUAAUUGCAGAUAGUUAGAAUAGAUAUUGUUUUGAAUAUUGUUUGCUGGCUGGUGGCUUUUAGCCAAAAAUCAAACCGCAGAGUUGGAAUAGUCUGAAUGAGGGGACAGUUGAAGUAUGUUCUAAGUGACUGACACAGCUGGCAUGCACAAGUCCUAUACGCAAAUGACACAAGCGAAUCCAUAAA